This is a messenger RNA of Papaver somniferum (opium poppy), 2452 nucleotides long. Its product is annotated as luminal-binding protein. Gene Ontology annotation, molecular function: misfolded protein binding; ATP hydrolysis activity; ATP-dependent protein folding chaperone. Gene Ontology annotation, biological process: endoplasmic reticulum unfolded protein response; cellular response to unfolded protein; protein refolding. The transcript has 8 exons. Gene Ontology annotation, cellular component: membrane; endoplasmic reticulum chaperone complex; nucleus. Lineage: Eukaryota; Viridiplantae; Streptophyta; Magnoliopsida; Ranunculales; Papaveraceae. The record is from RefSeq and is a predicted model, not a curated record. Bases 124 to 2130 code for a protein of 668 amino acids.
UUUGUUUACUCAUGUUCUCUACUGAAACAUUUUGAAAAAAAACCGAACGCAACAACAAAAUCUGAAUAUUUUCUCCAAGGAUUACGUUUUGUCCGUGUGUGUUUCAUUGAAUCUAAAACAGUCAUGGGUGGCUCUUGGAGGAGUCGCAGUUCUUUGAUUUUAUUAGCAAUCGUAUUAUGUGGAUGCUUGUCUGCAUUUACCAUUGCUAAAGAGGAAGCAUCCAAGUUGGGAACUGUUAUUGGAAUAGAUCUUGGUACAACUUAUUCCUGUGUUGGUGUUUACAAAAAUGGCCAUGUUGAAAUUAUAGCAAAUGAUCAAGGAAACAGGAUUACUCCAUCAUGGGUUUCAUUCAACGAUGACGAGAGACUUAUUGGUGAGGCUGCAAAGAAUCUUGCAGCUGUUAAUCCCGAGAGGACCAUCUUUGAUGUCAAAAGGCUUAUCGGAAGAAAGUUUGAUGACAAAGAGGUGCAAAAGGACAUGAAACUUGUUCCAUAUAAAAUUGUGAACAAGGAUGGAAAGCCUUACAUCCAGGUUAAGGUUAAGGAUGGAGAGACAAAGGUCUUCAGUCCCGAGGAGAUUAGUGCUAUGAUUCUAACUAAGAUGAAAGAAACCGCCGAAGCAUUCCUUGGGAAGAAAAUUAAGGAUGCUGUUGUUACCGUCCCUGCAUACUUUAAUGAUGCCCAGAGGCAAGCAACUAAAGAUGCCGGCGUUAUCGCUGGACUUAAUGUUGCUAGAAUUAUCAAUGAACCAACCGCUGCCGCUAUCGCCUAUGGUUUGGACAAGAAGGGUGGCGAGAAGAACAUCCUUGUCUUUGAUCUUGGUGGUGGAACUUUUGAUGUCAGUAUCUUGACAAUUGACAAUGGAGUAUUUGAGGUUUUGGCCACAAAUGGAGACACUCAUUUGGGAGGAGAGGACUUUGACCACAGAAUAAUGGAUUACUUCAUCAAAUUGAUCAAGAAGAAGCACAGCAAGGACAUCAGCAAGGACAACAGGGCUCUUGGAAAAUUGAGAAGGGAGUGUGAACGUGCCAAGAGAGCUUUGAGUAACCAGCACCAGGUCCGAGUUGAGAUUGAGUCCCUAUACGAUGGCUUAGAUUUCUCUGAACCACUUACCCGAGCUAGAUUUGAGGAGUUGAACAAUGAUCUAUUCAGAAAGACCAUGGGACCUGUAAAGAAGGCAAUGGACGAUGCUGGCUUACAGAAAAACCAGAUCGACGAGAUUGUUCUUGUUGGUGGUAGUACGAGAAUUCCCAAGGUUCAACAACUCCUAAAAGAUUUCUUUGACGGUAAAGAACCCAACAAGGGAGUUAACCCAGAUGAAGCUGUUGCUUAUGGUGCUGCUGUACAAGGAAGUAUCUUGAGUGGAGAAGGUGGUGAAGAAACCAAAGACAUUCUUCUGUUGGAUGUUGCACCCCUCACCCUUGGUAUUGAAACUGUCGGUGGAGUUAUGACCAAGUUGAUUCCAAGGAACACAGUUAUCCCUACCAAGAAAUCUCAAGUUUUCACCACUUACCAGGAUCAACAAACUACUGUCUCUAUCAAGGUUUAUGAAGGUGAAAGGAGUCUCACAAAGGACUGUAGGGAGCUUGGAAAAUUUGACCUUACUGGAAUUCCUCCAGCUCCAAGGGGAACCCCUCAAAUUGAAGUAACAUUUGAGGUUGACGCUAAUGGUAUCCUAAACGUUAAGGCUGAAGACAAGGGGACUGGGCGUGCAGAGAAGAUCACCAUCACAAAUGACAAAGGUCGUUUGAGCCAGGAGGAAAUUGAACGUAUGGUUAAGGAAGCAGAGGAGUUUGCCGAAGAAGACAAGAAGGUCAAAGAGAAGAUUGAUGCGCGUAACGGUUUAGAAACCUACAUUUACAACAUGAAGAACCAAAUCGGUGACAAGGACAAACUUGCAGAAAAGUUGGAAUCUGAAGAGAAAGAGAAGAUUGAAGCUGCUGUGAAGGAAGCACUUGAAUGGCUCGACGAGAACCAGAGUGCUGAAAAGGAGGAUUAUGAUGAGAAGCUCAAGGAGGUCGAGGCUGUCUGUAACCCUAUCAUCACCGCUGUUUACCAAAGAUCUGGUGGACCUUCUGGUGGAGCUGCAUCAGAAGAUGCAGAAGAUGAUGAUUCACACGAUGAGCUUUGAAGAGAUGAAUGUUUUAAACUUCUACGGAACCGUGACAGGAUUUUCUGAGAUAAGAAGAGAACCAUAGUGAAUAGUUAGAACUGGGAAAUGAUUCCUCUUCUCAGUAAAAUAUUUUGACUAAUGCAGGGAAAAUUUAGUUAGAGAAACUGUCAACCGCCAAUACUGAACCCUUAUGGUUUGAAUCGUGAAUCUCUCUCCUUUCCUUUUCUUCUCGGAGAUGAAGAGAGUAUAAUCUACACAUUUUGUUGUUUACGAAAGGAAAAACUUUUUUUCUUUUUGCCAAGUACUAAUCUUGCCUAGCGUUUUUAGGGGCCACUCAAAA